GUCAGCGUCUCUGGUGCCGAACAGUUAUCUGACGGUAUACACGUGUAGCACGACCUGAAACCCCUCCUCUUCUUCUCACCUGAACAUCAUCCAUAAUCCUCAUAUUGUUCUACCCAUCGAGCACUCAGCCCAUCCCAAAUCCUCUUCGUCGUUUCCCAUCAUCAUGACCAGUAGUUGGGAAGGCCAAUCUAUCAGACUUGAAGUUGUUGGUGGAAAAAAAAUCAGUGUCCCCUCUGGGCGGAUGCCGGCAGGCAUUUACGUGUCUGUCAAUGUCAACUCAAAGAAAUGCUGGAAAUCGGCUGUCCGAGUGCUAUCAUCCGACAGUUUUGUAGUGUGGGGCGAUACCGUAACCUUAUCCCCAGAUGUGUCACCUAGAUUAUCGGUGGAAAUUCGGGCAUCUUUUGAGCUCGGCCGAAUGCUAGGUCGUGGAGAACUCGUUGGAAAGCUUGAAAUAUCGUGGGAAGGGCUGCUCGACCGUGAUGACGAGCCUUUCGAUCUAUCAUUUCCGCCCAUCCGAGGUGUCUGCCCUUGUCUCACGUUGAAAGUCGCUUCUGUGACUGCUUGCGCAAAUGAUGGCAGUCGACUGUUUGAAUCCAUCGAUGACUGCAGGAUUGCUCGAGACACAGAUGUGGGCCGCAUACGAUUAUCCGAAUACAUCAGAGGCAAGGGCGGGGUCCAUAUCCUGGACGAUGCUAUGAACUAUUUCGAGUUAGUUCUGGACCAGUGUCCGGUUGAUCAUCCGGAUCAUGCAGCGGCUCUCACCAAUCUUGCGUGGGCCCGCCUUCAAGGGUAUAUCCACAAGGAUCUUCGAGGCAUUUACAUUGCUACCUCUCUAUUAUGUGAUGCCCUUGCACUGCGUCCACGAGGCCACCCCGAUCGUCCAAUUUCUCUCUAUUAUCUUACCGAAGCAUUGAUUUGGCGCUACAGCUAUCAUGCCACCACCGUCGAUAUCUUCAAAUCUGCCCAACUCUGUUACGAGCUACUGCCUCUCUGUUCCGAAGAUACCUAUCUUCGUAACAUUGUGAUCGGCAAAAAUGGUGUCGAUUAUGUGAUACGAGCAUGCAACAAUCUUCCCGUAGACGCAUCCGAUGAAGGCAUCUGCCUUCGACGACUCGUGCUCGGGCUAUGUCCUCUGGGCAAUCAACACAAUCCCGGCGCCCUCGACAAGCUUGCAAAGACAAUAAAAGCACGCUUUCAACAAUGCGGCAGCUUUGAUGAUCUAGAUCAAAACAUACAAUUUGGUCGUGAAGUCGUUUCUAUGUGCCCCGAGGGAUAUCCCAACCGUGUUACCUACUUGAUCAACUUGGCCGUGUCCCUCUGUCGCCGCUUCGAUCACCGAGGGAAUUUUCACGACCUCGACGAGGCCAUCUCUCUAUAUGAAGAAGCGCUAUCUCUGCGCCCUGUUGGGCACGAAUAUCACGAUGCGUCAUUGGAUGGCCUGGGGCGCGCCCUCCUCGCCCGUUUCAAUGAAUGCAGUGACAUUGAUGACAUAAAUAGAGCUACCGGCCUCUUUCGCAAGGCACUGGCGUCAUGCCCACCUGGGCGUCCAAAUCGUGACACCAGGCUCAACAACCUUGCCGCCGCGCUCAUAACUAGACAUGAUAAAUUGCAUGCCAGCGAUGACCUUGAUGAGGCCAUCGAUCUGUGCCGCAAAUCGCUUCUGUUGCUAAAGCAGGAUGAACAUCCAGAGCGCCAUAAAAAUCUAUUCAAUUUGAGCAUGGCACUCUGCUCUCGUUUCGCGCAAACACGGAAGAACGAAGAUAUUGAGGAGGCCAUCGGUCUCUGUCAACAUUCAUUGGUGGCCUUGCCACCACUACACCCGGACCGUUAUUUCAGCUACAAAUGGCUGAAGGACGCCUAUUUGUCUCGUUAUCGGAUCCUACCCAACGCUGUUGAUUUGUCGCUUGCAGUGGGGAACUUCAGAUUGGCUUCGAAACACCCCACUCAGGGAUUUCCGGAACGCAUCAAGGAGGCUAUCCAAUGGGCUCGCCAAUCAGAAGUCUAUGAACAUGAAUCUGCCCUUGAAGCGUACCAAACAUGCUUGGACCUUUUCGACAACCACGUGGCGCGAUCCUCUAUCAUCUUAAGGCGCAAUGCUGCAACCGCCUUUGAUGGCGCACAGUCCCUACCAAUAAACGCAGCAUCGUGCGCUAUUCGUCGUAAUGAUCUGCAACGAGGAGUUGAAUUUGAGGAGCAGGGUCGCGACCAGCAAUGGUCAUUGGCCUCUCGACUCAAGACUCCACUGGACGACCUCAAGUCCGUCAAUAUCCCACUAGCUGACAAACUCUCGGAGCUCAGCAAGUGCUUAUCUGAUGCUCAGAAUUCUACGGGAAGUACAGACCGGGCUGUUGCUGAUCGUGCAGCAAUGGCGUACAAGAGACUUACGGUGCAAUGGGAAGCUGUAGUGGCUGAAAUCCGCAAUUUGCAAGGUUUCUCGCGGUUCCUGCUCCCGCCGUCGUAUGAAGAUUUGCAAGUAGCAGCGCGCCGCGGUCCAGUCAUCAUUCUCAUUGCUAGCGAAUACUCCUGUAAUGCCAUCAUUGUUUCAGCCUCAGGGCAGCCCCACCACGUUCCCUUCCCGUCUCUCACUCUCACAGAUCUGGAGAUGCUCAAGAAGCAUUUCGCGAGCGUGAUACGGGACUCGGCUCGCAUUGGCUCAAAAGAACCAAGGACAGCGCUGAUAGUAUUGCUGCGGACGAUAUGGGAUGAGGUCAUGUUACCUAUUGUCAAUGUACUACAACGUGAUCUGAAGUUGCCGAGUCGCUCUCGAAUUUGGUUGUGUCCAACGGCAGCCUUCACAUCCAUUCCUCUCCACGCAGCUCACCCAUUUCGAAUGAAUGCAGAUCGCCCUGGGCGGGAACCAUGCCUGGAGGAUUUCUACAUUUGCACUUACAUUCCAACACUUUCUGCUCUGAUCAGAGCUCGACGAACGAUGACGACACAUGUUACUCCUUCCUUCGCGGCAAUCGGACAAGAUCGACCUGGCGCAGGGCAAGGCACGGCCCUCGCUGCUGUCGACAGCGAACUUGAGCUUGUCCAUAAACAUGUUCCUCCCGGUGUCAAGUUCACUCAUCUUUCUGGCGACAAAGCUACACAAACCGGCGCACUCGAAGCUUUGCGAUCCAACACCUGGGUGCAUCUCGCUUGCCAUGGCAAGCAGGACAGUGAACAUCCCUCCAACUCACGUUUCGCCAUGAGAAAUAAACCUCUCACGCUGCUCGACAUCAUGGAGAACGAUGCACCGCAAGCCGAAUUCGCAUUCUUGUCGGCGUGUCAUGCCUCCUAUGGCGACGAGAAGAUACCCGACGAGGUCAUUCAUCUCGCAGCUGGCAUGCAGUUUUCGGGGUUCAAGAGCGUCAUUGGCACUCUUUGGGAGGUCGAUGACGCUAUUGCGAAACAUGUUGUUGAAGGUUUUUAUGAGAACAUGUUCAAGAAUUUGGACCAGGGUGUCAUGGACUAUACGAAGGCGGCUUGGGCGCUCAACAAGGCUACUUACGCAGUGAAGAAGAAAGUGCCGCUUGAGCAGAGAGUUGGUUACAUUCAUAUUGGACUGUAGUUCCCUAGCUUCUAUGACCUAUUGCUUUCAUCUGGGACGGUGAUGAUGUCAGAUUCUCUACCAUUUGAACAAUUCACAAUGUACUUCAAGUUGUCGCCGUACUA
This is a messenger RNA of Suillus subaureus, 3657 nucleotides long. RefSeq names its product CHAT domain-containing protein. Gene Ontology annotation, molecular function: protein binding. The coding region runs from base 164 to 3553 and encodes 1129 amino acids. The transcript is spliced from 5 exons. The record is from RefSeq and is a predicted model, not a curated record. NCBI's taxonomy places the organism in Eukaryota, Fungi, Basidiomycota, Agaricomycetes, Boletales, Suillaceae.